Messenger RNA from Aspergillus tanneri, 2634 nucleotides. Its product is annotated as putative RNA-binding protein (Nab3). The coding region runs from base 1 to 2634 and encodes 877 amino acids. The record is from RefSeq and is a predicted model, not a curated record. Gene Ontology annotation, molecular function: RNA binding. Lineage: Eukaryota; Fungi; Ascomycota; Eurotiomycetes; Eurotiales; Aspergillaceae. The transcript is spliced from 6 exons.
AUGACGCCAAGUUCCCCAGAUGAAGCUCUUCAUUUUCGAGGCAAGACCCUGACUCCCGAAAGCCCUCGCCCGCUACACAUCGCGGAACCGGCCAAUAUUCCAGUGCUUCAAAAUCAAAUGGACCCCGUUUUCAACGAUACGUCGACUUACGAGAAGUCUGAAGCUUUCUUGGGCGACAUUUUCCCGGUGCACCAUGAUGGAAACCCCCAGGCCCUUCAUGCAGGGCCUACGGAUGUGAAUGGAAAAACAGGUUCCGGGAGGGGCUCGGAACAACCACCACCUCAGACACAAGGUAGUUUACAAUUUGGCUCUUUUCCACGCGAUGAUGAAACCUGCUCGUCAACAACAGCUGCACAUCCCCAGGCGUCACCCUUUGCAGUUCAUUCUACUCCUUCCAUGGCCACUGCGACCUCGUCUGCUGUCCAGAAUUCUGCAGCGAACUCUUCUCUAACAUCUUUUCCUCCAUCAGAUCCAGCCAUCCACUUAGCUCACCCUGUCCCCGAUGUCCUUUCUUCUCCCCAUGCUCAGAGCAUCCCCAUUGCGAACGAGGUAGACCAUGCAGUCGCCAGUUGGACGGCACUGUCUGCGCCGCAAGAACGCCUAGACACCCAGAGCAAACCCGCGGAUAACACCGCAGAGGAUGGCGUUGAUUUCCAGAACCUCCUCGAUAAUCUCCCCCCUCCCUCUACUACCGCACCCCCUACCCCUGCAGUGAUGGGGAUGGCUUCACCGUCGGCGAAUGAUACCUCUGCAGUCCCUCAAGCGGCGUCUGACGAAGCCCUUCAAUCUUCCCUAGGCCUCCCCCCUCGCCCCCCACCCCAAGAGAAGCCUGCAAUCCAUCCCAACUACAGCCCCAGUGAUGAUAUACGUUCCUAUCAUCAGCUCCCUCCCAAUACACCCAAUACUCCCACCUCAUUCCCCAAUCAACAAAGUAAUUACCAGUCUACCUUGGGGCUACCUACAUUGGCCGCCGCGGGAGCUCCGGGAACAUCUUCGGGUGCCAGCACCUUGCCUCCUCCCCCGGUCCCGAGCUUCCAACAAUCUCCCCCUACUACUGCUUCGGCAGAACCCCAGGAGCCAUCAUCUACUCCGGGUGCUAAGGGCUCUCGUACAGAUGGCAAACAAGGCAAAUCUAAAGGUGCCGAUGACGACUCCCCUUGGGGCCCCGAGGUGCAGAAGAAGUAUGAUGAAUUCCUACAUAAUGAAAGAAUAUAUGUCACAGAGGGACUGUGGGACCGUUUCCCACCGGGGUCAAGGCUAUUUGUUGGCAAUCUGCCUACUGAAAGAGUGACAAAAAGAGAUCUGUUUCACAUAUUCCAUAAAUACGGGAAAUUGGCCCAGAUAUCUAUCAAACAGGCCUACGGUUUCAUCCAGUUCCUUGAUUCUUCGUCCUGCAAACAAGCUUUGGAUGCAGAACAAGGUGCAGUGAUUCGGGGCCGGAAAACCUCGAAAUUUCAAAACCCCAAAGAAACACCAGACCCGGGCCCGCUGUGGCCGAGUCAUCUCGCGCUCCCGCACUCAGACGCUCGAGAUCUCCGGAAUAUAGUAGGGCUGGACCUCCCGCCAGUCGCAACAACCGGGCUGCUGGAGAUCGCUAUGAAAGAUCUUACGAGCCAGGUAGAGUACCGUUCAGUGACUUUCGAGAUGAGCCUACUCAUCGUCGCCGCGAUGAUUAUCGUCCCCCUCGAUCGCCGUCGCCUCGUAGCUUCCGUGGCCGAGACGGUUAUCGAUCACGAGAUCGAACUCCAGAGCGGUUUGAACGACGCGAGCGACGGCGUUCCCGCUCUCCGUUUACGAGAGAACGAAGUCCCUCGGCGAACCCCUAGAGACGUUCCCGAAGUACAAAUCCUUGUGCUGGAAGAAGUGGAUCGCAAUUUCAUCUUCCAGGUCGAGAAUGCGUUCCGUAAUCGUGGCCUUCGAGUCGACAUUCUGGUGCUUGGACCCCGGAUUCCUCUCAACGCUGCAGUCCAGCGUCAGAUUGCCGAGGGCGUUCUUGCUGUGGUGAGACUAGCUCGUCCCAAUCAAGUAUCCAGGAAAAUUCCGCUGCAGGUGUUUGACCGAGGUGGAGGUCCGGACAAUAUCCGAUUCAACGAAUACCCUGACGUUGAACCGAGCAUUGCCGCGGAAAUUGUCUUCCAUGCCCAGUCGAUGCAGCGUGGCGCUCCGCCGACACCUUUCCCUCCCAAUCCGGCUUUCGGGGUGCCUUCCAUACCUCCUGCUUCGAUCCCGCCGCCCUCGCUGCCGGCGCUCUCGAAUGCCCCCAACAUUGCAAACAUGAUCACGUCCCUGGAUGGGCCUACCCUACAAUCCCUUCUGAGUGCGCUUCAGCAGCGACCACCUGCCGUACCCACCACGCAACAGUCCUUCUCCUCGGCCAACACCCCCCAGGCAACUGCAGAUCUUGCCAGCCUUCUCAGUGCUGCCACGCGCCACCCUGUGCCACCAGCCAAUCCGCCCCAUCCUCUCCAUCCUCAGCACUUCCCCAUUCAGGCGCCUAACGCUCCGGUAGUGUCCGACCCUAAUCUAAUCUCACUACUGGCUAAGGGUCUUGGUGGCCAACAACCCCAAAACCAGGGUACCGUUGCCCCCCAUGUACAAAACAUCAUGAACCAGCUGGGCAAAUGGAAGCAAUGA